Messenger RNA from Penicillium odoratum, 888 nucleotides. Its product is annotated as ankyrin repeat domain-containing protein. The transcript has a single exon. Lineage: Eukaryota; Fungi; Ascomycota; Eurotiomycetes; Eurotiales; Aspergillaceae. Gene Ontology annotation, molecular function: protein binding. The record is from RefSeq and is a predicted model, not a curated record. The coding region runs from base 1 to 888 and encodes 295 amino acids.
AUGCAAGAAACUCGAGUCUUAUCAACUCAACCGUCUCAACUAGAUGACGCGGACGAAGACAGCAUAUGGUCUCCCACUCAGCUUGCCGCUGCGCAAGGAGACUUGUGCCAGGUACAGCGGCUCUUGGCUGAACCAGGGAACCCUAAUGAGCCGCCUAAAGGCUACUAUGGGCAGACAGCCCUCCAGGCUGCUUCUCAUAAUGGGCAUCUCGCCGUGGUUGAGAUUCUGUUAGCGGCAGGGGCAGAUGUCAACGCCCCCGGAGGAAACAACGGUGGCAGAACAGCGGUAGUAUUGGCCUCUGAAGCAGGCUAUCUGAAUAUCGUCAGCCACUUAGUCUCUGCGGGUGCAGAUAUCAACUACCCGCCCCAUCCGUAUAUGGGCCGAACCGCCCUACAGGCCGCUGCUGAGGGGGGGCAUACCGAGUUAGUCCAAUGGCUGAUUAAGCAAGGCGCAGAUAUCAAUGCGCCACCCGCUAAAAAUCGGGGCCGUACUGCUUUUCAAGCUGCUGCAUUAGAAGGCCACGCCGAUAUUGUGGAGCUUCUCCUGCACCAUAAAGCCCAUGUAAAUACUCCCGCCGUGCGGUAUCAUGGCUUUACGGCCCUUCAAGGCGCAGCCUUCAAAGGCCACCGCCAGAUUGUCCGUCAACUUUUAGAUGCAGGAGCCGAUGUGAAUGCCAAAGGCUCAUCUUAUAACGGAUAUUCGGCACUUUCAGCAGCGACAGAAUGCGGACAUGAUGAGAUUGUGAGGAUGUUGCUCGAUGCUGGCGCAGAUGUCUCCCUCGUAUCAGGAAACAAAAAGUGGACUGCGGCAAAGAUUGCGAUCUUCCGAGGGCAGGAAUCUAUCGCGCAAAUUUUCCAACAGAUAAAGCAGACGGGGGAGAUGGUGUAA